AUCUCUUCUGUCGUGGCACCUGCACGAGCUGCAGCUGAAGGCUCGGGAGAAGGCUCCAGUGCCCAGGCUGGAAGCUCAAGCACGAGCAGCUCGUGCACCUGGAGCACGACCAGCUCGUCUGGCAGCAGAGAGCAGCAGCGAGAGAGGACAGAGGACAAGUACCUGGCCAUGCUGAAGAUGCUGGUGAGCGAGGGAGAUCCUGAGGCUAAAUACACAGAACUGGAGACUAUUGGCAAAGGGGGUUUCGGCACUGUGUGCAUGGCAGUGGAGACUGCCACAGGAGAAGAGGUGGCCAUCAAGAAAAUUAGUCUCCUGCAAGAGAGCAGCAGCGAGCUGUGCCUGAAUGAAAUCCAGGUCAUGUGUGGCACUAAGAAUGCCAACCUUGUGAACUAUGUAGACAGCUACCUGGUGGAUGAGGAACUCUGGCUGGUGAUGGAAUACAUGGACGGAGGUUCUUUACACGAUGUUAUUAGGGAGACUCACAUGGCAGAAGGAGAGAUAGCAGCUGUCUCUCGGGAGUGCCUGCAAGGCCUGGAUUUCCUGCACUCCAAGCAAGUGAUCCACCGAGAUAUCAAAAGCCACAACAUUCUCCUGGGCUUGGAUGGAUCAGUCAAGUUGGCUGAUUUUGGCCUUGCUACUCAGCUUACUGCUGAGCAGAACAAACGGAGAUCAGCUGUUGGGACUACUUACUGGAUGGCGCCAGAAAUUUUCACCAGGAAGCCCUACGGCCCCAAAGUGGACAUCUGGUCCUUUGGCAUCGUGGGGAUCGAGAUGGUGGAAGGAGCGCCUCCGUACCUGAUGAAAACCUCCCGCACGGUUCAACAGCUGAUAAGCACCGGCCCCCCCCUGAAGCUGCAGAAGCCCAGGCAGCAGUCGGCGUGGCUGCGAGACUUUCUGCACUGCUGCCUGGAGAGGGACGAGGACAGGCGCUGGUCUGCCCAGGAACUUCUGCAGCAUCCGUUUGUAACAUCAGCCAAGCCAGCCUCCUCCCUGACACCUCUGAUCAUGGCCACGCAGCAGUUCAUGGCCAACAGGAGAUACUAGCCCUGGAAGAGGCCUUUGUUGUUGUUUGUUGUUUGAAGUUUGUAGUUUGUAGUUUAUAGCUCGUAGUUUGUAGUUUGUUAUGAGUGAU
Molecule: messenger RNA, 1132 nt
Organism: Passer domesticus (house sparrow)
Lineage: Eukaryota; Metazoa; Chordata; Aves; Passeriformes; Passeridae
Product: serine/threonine-protein kinase PAK 3-like
Exons: 9
Coding region: 169-1044 (291 amino acids)
Biological process (GO): intracellular signal transduction; regulation of MAPK cascade; regulation of axonogenesis
Cellular component (GO): cytoplasm
Molecular function (GO): protein serine/threonine kinase activity; ATP binding
Source: RefSeq, a predicted model, not a curated record